AUGUGGUCAACAUUUUUCCUUUUCUAUGGAACAAUAUAUGAACACUCUGUAAACAAUUCGGUGCCUGCUGUUCCGUUCAGAACUCCGUCCGAUUGUCGAAGCAGAAGCACGAAACUGUAACGACAGCACAAAAACCUUAUCCUAACCCUAAUUCUAGCAUUUCGUCCGCUCUGAAUUUCUCUCAACAUACAUGGCAUCCCCAUCGCCUGCCCUAAGCAACACAAGCAAUGACACCACCACCACCGCCACCACCACUAACGCCGCGACUGCUGCCCUCGCCAACAUUGCCGCCGCCGCCGCUGCCGCCGCCACUCCUUCCUCAAUCACCUCGCAGCCGAAGAACCUGCGCGGCCUCAACAAACCCAAGUGUAUUCAGUGCGGCAACGUCGCUCGAUCCAGGUGUCCAUACCAGUCAUGCAAGAGUUGUUGUGCAAAAGCUCAAAAUCCAUGUCACAUACACGUUUUGAAAGCAAAUGCAACUUUUCCGGACAGGACGCCAUCUUCAAGCUCCCCUUUGUUUGACCAGCAGUCAACUGAAGUAUCUCCCUCAGGGACUUCACUUAGAGUUGCAUCACUUAGGCAACUUUCAAAUAAUUUUGCCCAAUUUAAUAAUGUGCAAAUGCCACUUCGGUCGAGGAAGCCACUCACUAGAAAGGAUGCUGCGACUAUAAAUGAAUGGAGGUUUUCCAAAUUGAAGGAGUAUAAGAAUAGAAACAUUGAAGUGGAAAAUGAAGCUUUUGAUCGAUACAUGCAGAACAUUAGUUUACUGGAGGAGGUAUUUUCUGUAAAAUCUACACCAGAUGGCACCACUGACCAUGGAAUUUCUGUAUCAGAUGCUGCUAGCCCUAAUCUAGAAGACAAUUCAAGUGUCAUGGUUUCAUGGCUCAAGUUGAGACUAAAAUCAAAUCCAACUAGAAGUGACAACUCUAGAAAGAGGAUACUAGAAAUUGUCGAUCGGGGACUAAAGAAGCUUAAUUAUGUCAAUGACCUAAAUGAUCAAAAUGAACUUCCCGCAGGGUCAAAGAGGCCAAAAACUGGGCGGGCUGACAGGCUUUCAGCUUUAAGCGAGCUUAUUGAUAAGUUGAACAAAGCCCGAAAUGAGGAGGAUCUAAAUUCUUGCAUGGAAAUGAAAUCUCAGAUAUUUAAUACUAAUACAGAGACCAGCCAAGCAGAGAUUGAAGAAGUUGACACAUAUACUGAGCAGACAGCUAAAGAUGAUUUGGCACCAAUGCAUGAAUCAAAUUAUACUCUGCCAAAAUUCUUAGGAACCACUGAAAUUGAUCAAGAAUCCCUGAACAACAUCGAUGUGCAUUUCUCAUCCACUGUGCAGAUUGAAGAUUUAUGAUUUUAGUGCUUGUAUCUUGCAAGCUGUAGUUAGGUCAAGUUUUGAUUAGUUUAUAGGGAAGAUGAAAAUUAUCUGACCUGUAGUGUUAUGCAGUGAUAUAGUGGGCUUAUAUUUCUGUGUUGUAUCAUUCCCCAGCUACCUAUAAAAAGAAUAGAGAAACAGAAAAUUCAUACUGGCAAUUACUAAUUUUUUUUUUGUGGAUUUGACGUUGUCGAUAUUUUAUUGCAUUAAUAGACAAGGAGGGGUAGUUCCCUGUUUGGCUUCAA
This is a messenger RNA of Vitis vinifera (wine grape), 1611 nucleotides long. RefSeq lists its product as uncharacterized. Lineage: Eukaryota; Viridiplantae; Streptophyta; Magnoliopsida; Vitales; Vitaceae. The record is from RefSeq and is a predicted model, not a curated record. Bases 191 to 1345 code for a protein of 384 amino acids. The transcript is spliced from 5 exons.